AAAAUAUUUUGCUCUAUCAGUACAGAGUAUACAAGGAGCAAGCAAAGCGGAGAGAGAAAGGAAGUAGAAAAAAAUGGAAGCAACUUUACCUCACUCUUCCUUGAUUUCCAAGAUCACUCACUGACUCAGUCACUCCAUUGGAAUGAUAGAUUUGGUGGUCGGGAGUAGGGCAUUCUCUAGGUACACUGAAGCCAUUAUUCCUUGAUUCAGGAAGUGGACUUCUGGUUUAUGCGAUAUUCUUUCCUGGUCUUACAGCAAUGGGCAAAUCGCCAGGGAAAUGGAUCAAGGCUGUACUAUUUGGAAAGAAGUCAACUAAGUCUAAUGUUUCCAAAGGGAGAGAGAGAGCUUCUAAUGGAAAAGAGGUACUGAUUGCUGCCAAGGCAGCAGAAACUGAAGUUGCAUUGGAUCAAUCCUUAGCUCCAAAUUCAGUCAACAGCGCUGCUGAUAGAAGCAAAAGUAAGUCUGAAUUGGAGAACAAGAAUGCUGCAAGCAUAUCAGAUGAUGCAUUUUCAUUUCCAGAGACUAAACACACAGAUUUACAAGAAUCUCCAUCUCAAGAUGCGAGAUCUGACCCUCAGAAACUGCUGGAGGAGAGAGCUGCAACCACAGUGCAGGCUGCCUUUAGAGGUUACCUGGCUCGGCGAGCAUUUUGGGCCCUCAAAGGCAUAAUAAGGCUCCAGGCACUUAUCCGUGGACAUUUGGUUAGGAGGCAAGCUGUUGCUACUUUGUCUUGUGCAAUGGGAAUUGUAAAAUUACAGGCACUUGUUCGUGGAAGACAGGUGAGGCAUUCAGAUAUUGGGAUGGAAGUGCAGAGGAAAUGUGGUCUGAGACAGUCAAUGGAGGGCAAGCUUGUUGAUUCUGUUGGUGCAGAUGUUUCCUUACGAUUCAAGAAAUUCUUUGCAAAUGAUUUUGUUUCCAAGCUUCUUGCUUCACACCGACACCUUGAAAGUGGUCAAGCAGCUGAGGCUGAAAUUUCCCAAGCACCAUUAGAAAUGACUGAGACAUUGGAUUUGUCAUCUAUUGUUGAGCCUGUAGAUGAGUCAAAGCCUUUGGUUGAGAGCGAGAAUAAAGAUGAGAAUAGUCCAAAAACAAAUGGGGAACUGAACCAUAAGGAGGAUAUGAUCGGCAAUGAGAAUCAAAAAACAAGCAGAAAAGCUUCAGUUGCUGCAAAGCAAGAACGAGCAGAAAAUGGGAUUCAGAAUAGUCCUACACUCCCAAGCUAUAUGCAAGCAACUGAAUCAGCGAAGGCAAAGCUGAGACUGCAAGGUUCCCCAAGAUCUGCACCCCAAGAAGGGACUGAGAAAAAUAAUGUUGCUCGACGACAUUCUCUACCUUCAUCAACUAACAGCAAAAUCAGCUCCCAGUCACCAAGGACACAGAGAGUGGUACAUGCAGCUGGAAAAGGUGGGAGUAAAGGUGAAAGGGCCACGUUAGCAUCGCGAGAUGGAAACGCUAAGGUGACCCAAGUAGAAUGGAGAAGGUGAUUUCCCGGAAGUCUAAAGAAGUUAGUGAAAAGGGGUAACUCAUAUCUGUAGUCUAUUGUUCUUUAAUGCACCUGUUUUUUUUUUUUUUUUUUUUUUUUAAAGAUUAUCCUUUGUUUAAACCAAGUAAACUUGAGUCCGUAGAUGCAGGUGUGUGGUGGCAGAGAGCCUUGUCACUUUUCUACAUUUGGUGGUGUUUGUUGAGUGAAUGUACAUCAUAGGUUCUAAAGAUUCAUUUUGUGAUAACCAUAUGUUAAUUUUAAAUAGUGGUUGAUUUCUACGUUA
This is a messenger RNA of Carica papaya (papaya), 1766 nucleotides long. The record is from RefSeq and is a predicted model, not a curated record. Lineage: Eukaryota; Viridiplantae; Streptophyta; Magnoliopsida; Brassicales; Caricaceae.